This is a messenger RNA of Protopolystoma xenopodis, 300 nucleotides long. NCBI's taxonomy places the organism in Eukaryota, Metazoa, Platyhelminthes, Monogenea, Polystomatidea, Polystomatidae. The record is from the annotation of a GenBank genome assembly.
AUGUUUGCCGAACGCCUAGCCCACAGACUGGGAGGUACACACGAAUGGAAUCAUAAAUAUGUUGAUGAAUGCAAAAUAACCUACGAAGGGUAUAUCCAAACAAAGCAUCCCCUCGACCGUGAAGCCAAAGCUGCCUACAACUUGACUGUUCUAGCUACGGACUCACCUCGGGAAACCAGUCGGCGACUCACGGCCACGGCACAAGUGGUUGUCAUUGUGCAGGACAUCAACGACAACCAGCCAGUCUUUGUUUACCCUCCAGCUCCGAUUGCAGGAGGCAACCUAACCAAUCAGGUAUGA